AUUUGUUCGGUAUGUUUUUUCGCUGUAUGUUUUUCUUUCCAAAAGCUGUUUAAUAUCUGCUAAACAGAUCUUGCUCCCAAAGUUGAACCCUUGCUGUUACCCAAACAGAGCGCGGGAUUUGAAUACGGGUGGGAUUAAAAAGAACGACCAUUCCGCCCGUUUCCGUGACCGCGGGUUCCAUUGUGAAAAGGGUUCCAGGUGGUGGCGCUAAUUCUGUAACUCUAACUUUCUCCGACUGCACUAAAGUGGAGAAGCAGAAGAUUGUGUUGUGGUCAGCAGUCCACGCGCUCAGACACUGUUGUUGGAGGACCUGAGACCAGAGCUGAACUGUUGAAGAAAUGAAGGGGGUCCUGUUUCAAGUCUUCUUCCUCUGCACCUCCCUACCCAGUUUAAAUGUGCUUCCAUAAACACGUCAGAAAAGGUUGAAACAGGUCAAAUAUAAAAUAUGGCAUCCAGAAGAAGUUCUGGUACUCAGCAAACAUCAUCUGGUCCCAUUUACACAAACACAUCUGACAGGCAAACACAGAAACGCAGCAAGGAGAGAAAUCACUACUGCUUGGAGUGUGGAAAGAGUUUUACUAAACUGAGUAAUCUGAAAACACACCAGCGCAUUCACACAGGAGAGAAGCCGUAUCACUGCUCAGAGUGUGAGAAGAGUUUUUAUCAUCAGAGUCAUCUUAAAAUACACCAGCGCACUCAUACUGGAGAGAAGCCGUAUCACUGCUCAGAGUGUGGGAAGAGUUUUACUGUACAGAGUCACCUCCAACAACACAAGCGCAUUCACACAGGAGAGAAGCCGUAUCACUGCUCAGAGUGUGGAAAAAGUUUUAGUCAACAGAGUUCUCUCCAGCUCCACCAGCGCAUUCACACAGGAGAGAGGCUGUAUCACUGCUUAGAGUGUGGGAAGAGUUUUAGUCAACAGACUCAUCUCCGACAACACCAGCGCAUUCACACAGGAGUUAAACCGUAUCACUGCUCAGAGUGUGGCAAGAGUUUUACUCGUCUGAGUUAUCUCCAACAACACCAUCUCAUUCACACAGGAGAGAAACCGUACUACUGCUCAGAGUGUGGGAAGAGUUUUACUCAACAGAGUCAUCUCAAAGCACACCAGCGCAUUCACACAGGGGAGAAGCCGUAUCACUGCUCAGAGUGUGGGAAGAGUUUUCAUCAACAGAGUCAUCUUAAAAUACACCAGCGCAUUCACACAGGAGAGAAGCCGUAUCACUGCUCAGAGUGUGGGAGGAGUUUUACUGACCAGGGUAAUCUCAAAAUACACCAGCGCAUUCACACAGGAGAGAAGCCUUUUCAUUGCUCUGAGUGUGGGAAGAGUUUUAAUCAACAAGGUAAUCUUCAACAACACCAGCGCAUUCACACAGGAGAAAAGCCAUAUCACUGCUCAGAGUGUGGGAAGAGUUUUAAUCAACAAGGUACUCUUCAACAACACCAGCGCAUUCACACAGGACAGAAACCGUAUCACUGCUCGGAGUGUGGGAAGAGUUUUAAUCAUCAAGGUACUCUUCAACAACACCAGCGCAUUCACACAGGAGUUAAACCGUAUCACUGCUUAGAAUGUGGGAAGAGUUUUACUAUACAGAAUCAUCUCCAACAACACCAGCGCAUUCACACAGGAGAGAAGCCGUAUCACUGCUCAGAGUGUGGGAAGAGUUUUAAUCAACAGAGUACUCUCAAAAUACACCAGCGCAUUCACAGUGGAGAGAAGCCGUAUCACUGCUCAGAGUGUGGGAAGAGUUUUAAUCAACAGAGUCAUCUCAAAAUACACCAGCGCAUUCACAGUGGAGAGAAGCCGUAUCACUGCUCAGAUUGUGGGAAGAGUUUUAAUCAACAGAGUCAUCUCAAAAUACACCAGCGCAUUCACAGUGGAGAGAAGCCGUAUCACUGCUUAAACUGUGGGAAGAGUUUUACUGUACAGAGUCAUCUCCAACAACACCAGCGCAUUCACACAGGAGAGAAGCCGUAUCACUGCUUAGAAUGUGGAAAGAGUUUUACUGUACAGAGUUCUUUCCUAAAACACAAGAUCAUUCACACAGGAGAGAAGCCGUAUCACUGCUUCAAGUGUGGGAAGAGUUUUAAUCAACAGAGUAAUCUUCAACAACACCAGCGCAUUCACACAGGAGAGAAGCCAUAUCACUGCUUGGAGUGUGGAAAAAGUUUUAAACGAAAGAAUACUCUCAAAAUGCACCGGCGCAUUCACACAGGAGAGAAGCCGUAUCACUGCUCAGAGUGUGGGAAGAGUUUUUCUCAUGUGAGUAAUUUCCUAAAACACCAGCGCAUUCACACAGGAGAGAAGCCGUAUCACUGCUCAGAGUGUGGGAAGAGUUUUAAUCAUCAGAGUCAUCUCAAAACACACCAGCGCAUUCACGCAGGAGAGAAGCCGUAUCACUGCUCAGAGUGUGGGAAGAGUUUUAAUCAUCAGAGUCAUCUCAAAACACACCGGCGCAUUCACACAGGAGAGAAGCUGUAUCACUGCUCAGAGUGUGGGAAGAGUUUUAAUCAUCAGAGUUAUCUCAAAACACACCAGCGCAUUCACACAGGAGAGAAGCCGUAUUACUGCUCAGAGUGUGGCAAGAGUUUUAAUCAUCAGGGUACUCAUGAAAAACACCAGCGCAUUCACACAGGACAGAAACCGUAUCACUGCUUAGAGUGUGGGAAGAGUUUUACUGUACAGAGUAAUCUCCAACAACACCAGCGCAUUCAUACAGGAGAGAAGCCAUAUCACUGCUCAGAGUGUGGGAAGAGUUUUACUGUACAGAGUAAUCUCCAACAACACCAGCGCAUUCAUACAGGAGAGAAGCCGUAUCACUGCUCAGAGUGUGGGAAGAGUUUUACUGUACAGAGUAACUUCCAACGACACCAGCGCAUUCACACAGGAGAGAAACCGUAUCACUGCUCAGAGUGCGGGAAGAGUUUUAAUCAUCAGAGUCAUCUCAAAGCACACCAGCGCAUUCACAGUGGAGAGAAGCCGUAUCACUGCCCAGAGUGCGGGAAGAGUUUUAAUCAACAGAGCCAUCUUCACCAACACCAGCGCAUUCACUCAGGAGAAAAGCCAUAUCACUGCUUGGAGUGUGGAAAAAGUUUUAAUCGAAAGAAUACUCUCAAAAUGCACCGGCGCAUUCACACAGGAGAGAAGCCGUAUCACUGCUCAGAGUGUGGGAAGAGUUUUACCGUACAGAGUAAUCUUCUAAAACACCAGCUGAUUCACACUGGAGAGAAGCCGUAUCGCUGCUCAGAGUGUGGGAGGAGUUUUAAUCAACGGAUUAAUCUCCAAACACACCAGCGCACUCACACAGGAGAGAAGCCGUAUCACUGCUUAGACUGUGGGAAGAGUUUUAAUUACGUGAGUAAUAUCUUGAGACACAAGCGCAUUCACACAGGAGAGAAGCCGUAUUACUGCUCAGAGUGUGGGAGGAGUUUUGCGUAUUCAAGUAGUUUGAAGACACACAAGUGCACUAAGAGCAGAGGUGGAAAUGGGCAGUAAUGAUUAUAACCUUAGAACACUGUAGGAUUAAAAGUCUGCAGGGAAUGGUGUUUCUCGCCCAAAUUAGAAAAAUCUGCAUAGCUUUUAUCAGAGGAGAAAUUCAACUUUUGUUGUUUUAUGCUGUUUCUAGUAUAUGAGUGUAAAAUAAAAUUUCAUUAAUAAUAUUAAUAACAAAGUGAGAACAAUCUGGAAGCUCCACAUUAAAUAAUAAAGGUUCUUUUUAAUUUAGUCUAGUGUGUUUCUGAUGCAAUGAUGCAUGUUUUCACAAACACGUGACAGUGGACUUUGCUCCUCAAGUCCCACUUUUGCUCAUUUGAUUCCUGCAUGUGACAUGUUUGCUUGCUGCAAUGAAAGUGCCAUUCAGUCUUCCCUUUUAAAUCUUUAGGAGAUUUUUGUAUGCUGUGUUCAGGGUGUUCUUGUUGAAGACUGUAGUAAAGGAGAUGUGAUCCUGUAGACUGCAACAGGGAAUUUUUUUGUUGUGGUGGGCAGAACUGAACAGCUUUGUAAAAGAGACACAUGAGUAUGAACUGCAAGACAUCAAGCUGUCCGAGGCGAUGUUUACAUUACCAGGUUGAAGUGGCACAAAUCCGAUUUUUUUUGCCCUGACGUGACUCAAAUCUGAUGUUUUCAGAGCUGUGUGGACACGCAAAUCCGACCUGAGCCACUUUCAUAUGUGAUCCUAGAUCGGAUACGUGUCCGAUUCAUGGCCAUGGGACCUUAAUGCGAACGCUCAGAUCAAAAUUCAUGUGCUCUUUUUCCAGUGCACAUGCGCCAUCAUUCGGCAUUACCAUGGCAACAGCGCCGAGCAAAAGUUAAAGCCUGUAAACUGUGAAAGCUCAUCUCACAUCUCACCUUUUUCUCCUUCGUCUCGCUCUAAUA
Molecule: messenger RNA, 4375 nt
Organism: Colossoma macropomum (tambaqui)
Lineage: Eukaryota; Metazoa; Chordata; Actinopteri; Characiformes; Serrasalmidae
Product: zinc finger protein 850-like
Exons: 6
Coding region: 446-3496 (1016 amino acids)
Biological process (GO): regulation of transcription by RNA polymerase II
Molecular function (GO): RNA polymerase II cis-regulatory region sequence-specific DNA binding; DNA-binding transcription factor activity
Source: RefSeq, a predicted model, not a curated record